Messenger RNA from Paramecium octaurelia, 2066 nucleotides. Lineage: Eukaryota; Ciliophora; Oligohymenophorea; Peniculida; Parameciidae. The record is from the annotation of a GenBank genome assembly.
AUCACAUGUCCCUCAAUUCACAAUUCCCAAAGCAAGUCCCCUUCCUGCCUGGCCAUGUCUUCUCAGAUCCCUUCAAAGAAAAUCAUCACAAAACUCAGCAAUUUUCACACAUCAACGGCACGGUGCAAGAGAAAACCAACUUCAUCCACGAGGAAUUCGAUCCAAACCUAAUGGAUUCAAUGAAAUUCAAUGCUCCUCCCAACCUGACCUAUGGGAGCAGACAACCACCAGAAAAUGAUUACAUUCCUCGCAUCUAACCACCAUGGUUGAAAUAUGAUCGAGCUGUUUUACGUUUCUACGGUUACUUCCAAGAAUCAGUCGUUGAAAACCCCAACGAGAACUUCAGAAUCAGAAGAGUCAUCAUAUACUACUAUUUAUCAGAUGGAACAAUACAUGUGACAGAAGUACAUUACAUAAUAAUAUCAAUUUACAGCCCAGAGUACCCAAUGCUGGAAUCCCUCAAGGCUUAUUUAUCAAGAGACAGAAGAUCACCAAAAAGUUGGGCAAGCAAGACUUCUACAAAUGGGAGGAUUUUCAAUUAUGUACAAAUGUCAAUUUUUACGAAAGAGUAAUACAUAUUCAAAUUUUAUUAAUCUAGGUUUUUAGAAUUCAAGAUUGUGACACUUACACCAGAGAAUUCUAUGAAUACAUGGGCAAACCAUUGAAUUUACCAGAACAAAUGCCAAGAGACAACUUUGAAAACAUAAGAGAAACUAAAGAUCUUAAAAUCAACCCACCCGACACCAAAGAAUACAAGGAAUAUUUCGAAGUCAAAUUAGGAGGAGGCCAUCCCAAUGGAGGACUCAAUAAAUAUUUACAAAAUGAUAGGAAAGUCUUGUCUUUUGAUAUCAUAUGGGACGAUGCCUCCAUCGAAGGCUAACUUAAUUAUUACACAUUAAACUAUUACUUGGCUGAUGAUACAUGUGAAGUCAAAGAAGUUAGAAAAUAGAAUUCAGGAAAAGACCCUUAUCCUUUGAUGUUGAGGAGACAAAAGAUCCCCAAGGCUCCCAUUCUCACUCAUUAUCCAGGAAUGACUCUAAAGAAGGAAGAAUUUUAUAGUCCCCAAGAUCUUAUUUGUGGGAACACAGUUAAAAUUUAUGGAAGAGAAUGCUUCAUUUAUGGAUGUGAUGAUUUCACUAAGGAAUAUUACUUGAAUGUUUUAGGAAUCCAAUAAAAGUAAUGUAUUCUUAUCUAUGCAAGGCCUGCCACAUUAAAAUAAGAGAGAGGCAAAAAGUUUUAUUAGCCAGUUCCUCCCUAUAAUGGUUAUGGUUAUGAAGAGGAUUCCUUGGGAUCAGUCUAUUCCUUGUAACCAAAACCACCUAAGAAGGAUGUACGAAAGAACUUCACUUAAGAUCAAUUCAUCCUCAGAUUUGAAGCUAGACAGAUCAGCGAAGUCAGAGAGGAGAAUUCCAGAAGAUUCAUAAUAUCCUUCUACUGCGGGGAUGAUACUGUCUAGGUGUACCAAACAUCUGAAAGGAACAGUGGUAUUUGGGUAUUCUAAUAUGAUUAUUAUCAAAGGGUGGCAAAUUCCAAGAGAGAUCCAGAUAAAAGAACCCAUUAACCAAUGAUUAUUAUACUGAGAGGGUACUUAUUUUUGCGAUUAAUCUAAGGAUUUCUAAUUGGGAGGCAUCGUUUAAUUCAACGUCUACAAAUUCUAAUUGAUGAGAGCAGAUGAGUUCACCAUUAAUUACAUGAGACAGAAACCAGACGUUUUCAAGGAGGCUGACAUCUCCUAAAUCAUCGCCAAAUUAAGGUUAUUUGCCGAUGGAUAUCCCAAUUUCGAUAGUUUCUUGUUGGACUUGAUGAAGUAUUAAUGGCCACAUAUAUGAAUAUAGGAAGUUGGAUAAAUAACUUAAAGGAUACAUUGACUUUGAAGAGCUAUCUUAAGGGUUAUUGGAGUUAGGAUUUAAUUUGACUUUGCAGGAGCAAUAUUUCUUGAUGAGAGAAUUUGAUAGGAAUGGAGAGUGGAAAUUGUGUAUGCAAUCAUUGUGGGAAUCAUUGGGAGGCAAAAGAGCUUGAUCGAUUUAUUAUAUAAACAGAUACAUUUAUUACAUAAAACAAAAAAA